AUGGCCCCACCACCAUCCCGCCGUCUUCUCAUCUUUCAAGAAGCCCGCAAUCCCCAAAACACCGCCGAGGUCGUUUACCUCCCUGUCAACAAGCUGGGUCUUCCCAUCUGUGGGCCUGGACCGGAACUCCCUUCGAUUCUAGAAUUACCGUUGCGUAUUCUAAAGGCUUUCACAGAUAUCUUUAACCAACCGAAGUAUAAAGGAUGGUCGAUUAUGGGCGCCGGGCCUUACCAUGAUACCUCCGAAGAGGGGAAAUACUACGCAUGUCGAUAUGCAGGGAAAUUCUUCCUCAUCGACUUCGCCAAGACCAGCGGUGGGUAUGAACCCAUAGGAUUUCCUCUUCAAUUAUCCGAGGCAUCCCAUAUCCUUAAGAUGGUUCUCACCGGAGAGGGUAGACCGUCCUCGUCCUCCCCUCUUUCUGAUGAAGUCAUUUUCUUCGAAGACUCCGUGCUCAUGCAAACAAUUGCUAGUAUAAUCUCGUUUGCCACUAAAAGCUACGCAUACGUCAAAAGCUACAACGACACAAAACACAAGGGCUACCACGCCAUAGUCGUAGCAACAGACGGCCCUCACAUCUGUGCCAAUCCCAUCCAACCUCUCUGCGUCCACAACCCCCAGGGCCCAGUUCUUACAUAUUCAGAGGAUCCAUCGAACGAGUACCUCAAAGACCUAACGGAAGCCUGCGAGCGAUAUAACGUGCAUAUCUUGCUCCUGAGCACGAAUAUAUUCGAUGGGCAAGCAUUCGACUCAAGUUUCUUCGAUCAACCGGUUUCCAUGCUGGCUCUCCCUUGCAAAGAAAACACCAAUAACCAAACCGCCAAGACACCAAUGCCCUCAAUUGGACCAUCUGCAUCCCCUUUUAUUACCCCGGCGUCAUUUUCUGCGCCUCAGAAUAAUCAAGCGACAGUCAAACCCGAGAAUAACGAAAUAACCGUGACCCUACGGGACAUCCUGCUCCACACCCCUGGGCAAUCACCUAAAGACGGUUCACCCCAUCCUACGGGAUGA
This is a messenger RNA of Aspergillus pseudonomiae, 1008 nucleotides long. RefSeq lists its product as uncharacterized. NCBI's taxonomy places the organism in Eukaryota, Fungi, Ascomycota, Eurotiomycetes, Eurotiales, Aspergillaceae. The transcript is spliced from 5 exons. Bases 1 to 1008 code for a protein of 335 amino acids. The record is from RefSeq and is a predicted model, not a curated record.